Cygnus atratus (black swan) is the source of this 735-nucleotide messenger RNA. RefSeq names its product killer cell lectin-like receptor subfamily B member 1B allele B. The transcript has 6 exons. The record is from RefSeq and is a predicted model, not a curated record. Bases 1 to 735 code for a protein of 244 amino acids. NCBI's taxonomy places the organism in Eukaryota, Metazoa, Chordata, Aves, Anseriformes, Anatidae.
AUGGAGGAUGAGGAUGGCUACAUGGCCUUGGACAGGCGAUGCGAGCGGGGUGCUGCGGAGAGGCCGGGACCCCUCCGGGACGCAGGACCUGCCAUGAAAGACCCCGAGAUGGGGUUUGCCCCACGGUGGAUUCACAUCCCCACGCGAUCCCCCCGCUGUCUCCUCGGGGCCUUGAUGACCGUUCUGGUGCUGUCCUUUGUGAUAUGCGUGUCUUGGCUGCUGGUGGAGAGGCAACGGCCCCCGGGGGCCGUGGGGUGCAGGAACGCGUCGCAGGGACAAAGCUUUGCCACCCUGGACUGCACCCACCUGGGGCUGAGGACGAGCCUGUGCCCCCCCGGAGACGGUGGGGGCUGCAAGCUCUGUCCCGUGGGGUGGACGCUGCACGGGAGCAAGUGUUUUUGGGUCGCCAGCAAGAGCAGCUCCUGGAGGGAGAGCCGGGAGAACUGCAGCCGUCAGAGCGCCCAGCUGCUGGUGCCAGAGGACCAGGGCGAGCUGGACUUCCUAAAUCGAGUCAUACAGAAACCCACGCGCUACUUCUGGAUCGGCCUCUCCCAGCCCUCCGUGGGGAUGGGUUGGACCUGGCUGGAUGGCUCCCGCCUGGACCGGAGCCGGUUCAACCUGAGCACCCUGAACGCCAGCGGAGCCUGCGGGGCGCUGAGGGAGGACAGGAUCAUCUCCGAAACCUGCGGCUCUGCCUUGGCGUGGAUCUGCCAGAAAGAGGCCGUCCUGCUCUGA